CGGUAGUUCACUUGCUAACCACUUCGGUAGAGACAGGACUGAUUAGCAGCGGAGCGGAUUAAAAGUAUUCUUUAAUCUUCGGUUAGACUGUUAUAAGUCUCUGAUCUUCAGUGUGUGAGGAGGUGGAGCCAGGAAUACAGUGAGGCACCGUCCCCAGUGAGAUCAUCGACUUCUUAGGGUGAUUUACAUGUGAUUACAGCUUGUUCAUCAGAAACAACCCACUACCAGCUAUUCCAGGUUGUGCUGACAGAGUUCCUCAGGCGAAGAUGCAGAGGAAAAUGGUAUUUUAUCCAGGAAAGCUGAGCGUGGUUUUCCGUAAGGGGCCCCUUGGAUAUCUCCUGCAGGCGCCCUCUCCUGAAGCCAAGCGCAUCAAGGAUGACCCCAGUUUGCAGGACAGGUCUGCGUCCAUGAAGGAGGACCUGGUACGGCAAAAUGCUUUGGCCACAGUUCGUAGGAGAGGAGGGGAUACCACCGACAUUACAGAGCUGCUGGGAGACUACAUCCUUCAAUUUGGAAAAUAUAAAGGAAAGUCUUUCAGGUGGCUUUUAGAAAAUGAUGUGGGAUACACUCUGUACCUCAUUAAGAACCGCCAGAAGGAGGAGGAUUUGGGUCUCUGUAGCUCGGCUGAGGAUCACAGCAAGGUCAGCCUGCAGACAUUUGUUAAGUUUGCUCUCAGUUUUGCAGAGAUCAAGUCUGUCCUCGGCUACGAGGCAGGUGUUGUCAAAGCCUCUUCUGAAGAUGAGCAGCAGGUUGGCUUUGGCUCCCGGGCCAAAAGCACAUGGAAGGAAAUCUGGGACAGUAGAGCUGAUGGGUAUGCGGACUUCAUCUUGAAAAAGAGUUGCCUCCCCGGGACACGCAUGAAGAAGCUGCAGCAGUACCUGCAGGGCAGACAUCAAUCUGCCUCAGCUUCUACACCCACUGAACAGGAUACAAGUGUGCCACCUGAACCUCUGG
Nothobranchius furzeri (turquoise killifish) is the source of this 954-nucleotide messenger RNA. The record is from RefSeq and is a predicted model, not a curated record. Lineage: Eukaryota; Metazoa; Chordata; Actinopteri; Cyprinodontiformes; Nothobranchiidae.